Osmia bicornis bicornis is the source of this 2172-nucleotide messenger RNA. RefSeq names its product homeobox protein bagpipe-like. Gene Ontology annotation, cellular component: nucleus. Gene Ontology annotation, molecular function: RNA polymerase II cis-regulatory region sequence-specific DNA binding; DNA-binding transcription factor activity, RNA polymerase II-specific. The transcript is spliced from 3 exons. The record is from RefSeq and is a predicted model, not a curated record. Gene Ontology annotation, biological process: cell differentiation; regulation of transcription by RNA polymerase II. Lineage: Eukaryota; Metazoa; Arthropoda; Insecta; Hymenoptera; Megachilidae. Bases 343 to 1368 code for a protein of 341 amino acids.
UUGACCGAAGCACACUCGCCGCGAAAGGGUGCACGCGGUCCGCCUCGAGUGUUCGCGAGUGACAAUUAAUUAAUUCGAUCGACAAAAGAAUUCGUGAACGUGAAAAUUGUCGACCGGCUUCAAUCGAACCGUGUCUGCAGUGCUUGUGACUCUGAAAAGUGUUGAACGAUCGAACUAGAAACAUGUUUCUCAAGGGUUGUUAUUGUCUUCAAAAGUGAAACACGUUAGUUAUUAACAAAAUGAAAGAAAUUUCCUGUUAGACCUUCGAACAGAAGACCAAAGGAACUUUUCCAAAAAUUUUGUAGUAGAAUUGUUUCUAUUCGUUAUAAAAAGAAGGGAAACAUGUCAGAGAUCAUGGACGAAGAGAAAAGAAGCGAGGCUUCUCCGAAACCUUCUCAAUUAACCCCCUUCAGCAUCGCGGACAUUCUCAGCAGAAGAACUUCAUAUCCGAAUCACGAACGACGGUCUUCGGAGUCUGAAGAAGCGCAGGGAACAUCGUUCACGAAGAAACAUCACCGUGAAUACGAUUGUUCAGAAAACGAAUACAAAGAGGGUCAAUCGGAACAGGAUUCAAAUCAGAUGGCUCGGUUCUCAAGGCUGUCUUCGCCUGAUUUGAGCGUGGCUCGUGAACUGGAUAUACUAACGAGGAACCUGGUUCACGCGAACAUCACAAAUUUUGGAACUAUCCCGCACCUGCCACAGGGAACGUUCAAACACCUCGAGAAUCUGGGGAACAUGGCUGCUUAUCAGCCGGUCAAGGAAUCGAGGGAAUCCUCUCAGAGGCAGCAGGACGAGGCUCUGGACAUGAGCAAGAAUAAAUACUUAGAGGACGGUGAAGAGGAUAUGUACGAGGCACAGAAUCACGGGCAAAAUCUUCAGAGUAGAAAGAAAAGAAGCAGAGCGGCCUUUUCUCACGCGCAAGUUUACGAACUCGAGAGAAGAUUCGCGGCACAGAAAUACCUGUCGGGACCGGAAAGAGCGGAUCUUGCGAGAGGACUGAAGCUAACGGAGACUCAAGUAAAGAUCUGGUUCCAGAACAGACGGUACAAGACGAAGAGACGACAGCAACAGGAAUUGGGCGCCCUGGUUAAUUCCGGAAACGCUAGGCGCGUGGCUGUACGCGUUCUCGUGCAUCCGGACGAGCAUUUGAGGGGAUUGCCACUUCGUGGUUCCGGCCAACUUCCCGGACAAAUGUCAGCCCCGCAAAUUCAUCCGGCGAACAAAGCGCUCAGCGGUUUCCCGUACUACUGUCUCCCCUAUCAUCCCCUGCUCUGCCCACCCCUUCACUCAACUCAUAUUCAGGUACAAAACACGAUCACGCCGGAUCUCGAUCCGAGCCAGUUGGCGAAAAUGAACGACGAGAAAUAAAUCGGUAUCGUUUCGUCGAUAUCGAAACACGCGUUCGUUCGCUAAACACGGAAACUGACCAGUUUAUCAUUUUCUAAAUGGAAUUAUUUAAAUUAUGACAAUCGGGGUGCUUGCGUGGGUGCCCUAAUUAAGUAGCGUUAAAACUAGUCCAUCUGGCGUUGCUCCAUUCUAUUUUCCUUUACUUUAUUCCUUUGAUUUUGUCUCGCUACUAUUUUAUUAGAUAUUAAUUGAGGAAAAUUUGUAUUAUUGAUUUGAUUUAUAUUUUUAUUUCUAAUUAUGCAACGGAUUGAAACUCUUUAUUUAUGUUAUAAAUUCAAAUAACCGACGUAUUCUAACCAUAAUGACACAUCAAUACUGCGAAGCAACGAUUAAACAGCACGAUAUUGAUUAGAACAAUUCACCCCUAUAUGCGUUAAUUGUAAACCUACUUAUAAAUAUAUCUAGGAAGAGGAUCGUGUAAAUUAGUGUGUAAAUAAUUGUAUAAAAUUGAAUUCGAGUCGAAUGGUAUCGGUGAACGGAAUAUUUAUUUAUUCUGAAGCCUCAAGACGUUGUAACGUGAAAUAGCUAUCCUAGAAAAAUCGCGUUUAGAUUAUGUCAGUAGUCCGAGGGUUAAAUUCGAGCGGCUGGGUAUGUUAAAAGGUACGAAGAAUGAUGCGUCCAUAAAACGAAACGAAUUCAAUUAAGAGAUAAAACAGAAGCGUUUAAGAAAGGAUCAACAACGUUCUUGGUGGCUCACGUGCAAUAAAACCGAUCAUCACCGAUACCGAUUUAGCGUAAUUACACUAUUGUUUCUGCGUACCUAUG